Molecule: messenger RNA, 3896 nt
Organism: Ciona intestinalis (vase tunicate)
Lineage: Eukaryota; Metazoa; Chordata; Ascidiacea; Phlebobranchia; Cionidae
Source: RefSeq, a predicted model, not a curated record
CCCGUAGGUGAUUGUUUUUAUGUAUGGCAGACAAUUUCGGUGCGCUAACCCUUUAGUGACCACUGGGUUAGAGCAAUUACCGUUAAUUGUCUUACUUAAGGACACAUAUGUCCACAAUGGUAGCAUCAUCAAGUAUUGAACACAUAUUGUGCACCAAGCCAGCGUUGGAAUAUUAAGUUGUACAUUUUAAAACAGUUAAGAUAGAACAUAUAUUUAUUAUGACGUAACCACAUUACCUGCUUUUCACCUGUGUCGUAACAAUGUAUAUUUCUGUUUUCCAGUAAAUUCUGGACGAGCGCGAGUCAUGCUUCCUUUCGAAUGUCGCGGAUACAACCAUUAUGACGUCACAAUGCAGUGAAUUGCAUGUUUGUUGAAACCGCAGCGAGAAUUCUGGAAAAUCAUGGAACAAAAAUUCUGCUUUAAACAAUGCAUUCGAUUGUCUGUUAUUCUAGUAUGUGUUGUGUGCAUUGUUGCAGCAUUCGUCACAAUGGGAGGCUGGGCGCUUCUCGUUGUUUUGGUUUCGUGGAUGCUUUGUCUAAAUGGGGCAGCUGAAGUAGUGACAGUCACCGCCGGUAUCGACGUCUUCGAUUUCCACUAUGAGCUUAAAACAUGGGCGGAAGCGGAUGAAACUUGUAACAAGGAUAAAAAACACCUGGUAGACGUAAAAGAUGCGGCGGUAAAUGACCUGAUCAAACAGCGAUUCGAAACUCAAUCUUUUACCGAAGAAACUCUCGAUCACUACUUUGUCGGUUUCUGGACGGGCGGUCGCGCACCUAGCAAUAGGAAAUACAGCAAUGGGUCUUCGUUUCUUUGGAGUGAUGGGCAAGUCGUCUCCGCUGGGGGUGGCUUUAGUCAAUGGGCAGUAAAUGAACCGAACGUGACCAUUACAAACGAACUCGGCCUUGUAGCGACACCUUGCGGGAAUGGAGAUAUAAUUCAAUCCACCGGUAGUUGGUACAGUAGCACGUUGGACACGAAGUUUUUCUUCGUCUGCCAAAGUUAUUUCUGCCCUGCUACAACAAUUUCCCAUCCUGACCUGGGCGUUCCAGUUUCCUUUUCCAAGCAAGAUGUCGGCUAUACUUACCAAUCGAAUACCAAGUGUCCUAAAAAUUCACCAACCGCUCAUGAACCGUACGCUAUAAUGAGCUGCACUGGCAAAGGGAAGUGGAAAGAUGAAGUCUUCAAACACUCUUGUGAUUUCACACUUGAGGACUAUUCAACGGUGAAGUUUACAAGUUUGGAUCACAGAAGACAAGUCGCAAAUUCCCUUGAAGUCCAAACAUUCCAGGGGGAGGAUCUUACUAUGGAUGAAAUAACAUUGGUGGCUGAUGGGCUGGACAAUAUUCUUGAUACCGAAAUCAUCAAUCAACUGAUAGCCAAGUCUUGUGUUUCAACGAUUGGAAAUGUCCUAAAGGUUCCCCCCCAUCUGAUACAAGACACUGAAAAUGCUAGAAGAAUCCUGGCGUUAUUAGACAAGAUUGUUGAAAUUGUUCCAAUAAAUAAAGAAGAUUUCAAUAAAACAACGAACAUGAUUGGGGUGUACGUGUUAAAACCGAACUUACAGCAUUUUAUACAAGGAGUAUCAUACACCCGUACCGAGAGCAACCAAUCCACAUCAAGAGGUUUUGCGUUUACAGAUCUAAACAUUCAAACAGGAGAAGUUCAAUCUAAUAUUUCAUCUUUCAUUCAACUGAAACUACCUGAAGGAAAAAUUUACCCGAGCAGAAUACCAAGAAUUGCUUUCUAUAUUUUUCGUCGCAACCGAUUGUUUGAUAACAAAGCUCUCACUAGUGAUGUCAUAAUGGCAGCUUCUCUCCCCGGCACUGAGGGGUCAAAGGUCACCAAGGAGGUCUUCAUCAAGUUUAAGCAAAAACAGAAUUUCACCAACAAUGACCCGACAAUGGAAAACAAUUGUGGAUUCUGGGAUGUGGAGAGACAACGUUGGGUUAAAGAUGGAAAUAUUGUCGACGCAAAUAACUCCUACGUUGCCUGCAGCUUUAACCAUCUUACCAACUUUGCAACUUUGUUUAUUAGUGAUGAACAGAACAAACAACAUUCCAAUAUCUUAAAGUUGAUAUCCACCAUUGGUAGUUCUCUAUCUGCAGCUUGUUUGGCUUUCACUAUUGUCACUUUCGUAUUUGUCCCGAAAACUCGAACAGCUUCAAAAUUCCGUGGCUCGUUCCUUCUCGCCAACCUCUCGAUGGCGCUCUUGCUCCUCAAUGCUUUCUUCAUUGUUAGUGAUCAAUCCAUUGUGACAUCAUCAAAGAAUGCUUGUGUUAUAAUGGCCAUUGUGAUCUAUUAUUCUUUCCUUUGUUCAUUUCAAUGGAUGUCAAUAGAGGCCAUUGUUCUGUUGUUCAUUGUUUUCAAGUCGAUUUAUUAUAUGACGAAACUAUCAGACAGAAUGGUGAUUAUGACAUCACUAUUAUGGGGUUGGGGAGUUCCAUUAUUGGUUGUUGUAACGAUUGCUGGGGCCGAACUGGAUGUUUAUCGAAGGGUGGAUGGAAUAUGCUGGAUCAACCAAGGCCAGAUGUUGUAUUUUGUUGUCAUACCUGCUGGUGUGUUCGUGUGUUUGAACUUCAUGGUUUACUGUAUGUCAUGCCACAGGGUAUUCAAGUCUCAGAAACUACAGAAAAAGAACCUGAUGUUCUCCCUCACUACCUUUGUGACAUUUGGACUUGCUUGGGGAUUGUUGUUUGGUGUUUACUUCUCCACAUCUUACAACCCAAGGUUCAUCAUGCAGUGUAUGUUUGUGGUGUUCAACUCACUGCAAGGAGUAUUCCUGUUCAUGCUUUACAUACUUCGGCACAAAGAUGUUAGACACCUUAUAUCUGAACAGAUCAGGGCAAGUGUGUUGAGCACAACAUGAACAACCAUGGUGGAAUCUUGAACUUGAACUUACUUUGUAUACAAACUUUGAUGUCUGCCGCAUUUGUAUUGUAUUUAACUUACUGUUUUUUGGGUUUCUAUUCUAUAUGGGUGGGUCAUACAGUGAGGCAAGCCAUGGGAUCUGGGAUGUAGGUUCAUUGCCACAUUAUCUUAAAGCUUAGUAAUCAAGGGGAGCAUUGUUUCUAUAAGUGGUAACCAAACUGUUAUCUACUUGCGUAACAUGUUUUGUUUAAUGUAGUAUUGUUCAAUAUAGGUAAGGCCCUUGGGCAUGGCUUGCCAGAGGUGCUGGGUUUUAUGUCGUAGCUGGCCCAUUGGGUAACUGGGUUUAAUUAGGGUUAAUGCGUUUUUUUGAUGGAGAUUAUUAUUUAUUUUUUUUAACAUGUCUAUAUUUUAUUUUGCAUUGAAACAUACAACAAGUUUUAUUACUCUAUUCUAUGUGGGUAAGGUGCCCAAGGAUACACAUACCAGUAUGAAGCCUCAGACUUCUGGUUAUGAGGCAAGCCCCUAACCACCAAGCCACGAUGCUGGACAGUUCAAUAAUAUUAUAAAAACCAUUUAUUGAAAAAUCCAAAUUUCAAUGGAGUCCGAUUUCUUUUUUUGACAUUUAGCUAACAAAACUUAAAUAAUUUUUUGUGGGCUUCAUGAAUUAUGUUUGUUUAAUAUUGUUUAAUGGCGCAGGAAGCAGAACACAACCUUGAAUUUCCUAUAGUAUAGUUCUCAUGGACUUUGUGCAUGAUAUAAUCUUCAUAAACUGGGUUUUAUUGAAGUCGUUCGUUUAGAAAUAUCUUGCCUUACUUAUCAGCUCGACUUGUGUUAACUCUGUCCGUGAUUAGUAAUAAUGUGUUUAAAGUUGGUGACCCACGUCACCAUUCAUUGUAAAUGUAUAUUUAUGUCGCUCGUUGUUACGCCACCGUUCAUGCGUGGCAAACUAUAGAACGAUGUGAUUGUUACGUCAUUCGCCUGCCCCGUGCCUCCAUUUCGUGGGUUUGAAUUUGAAUAAAUGUAACUGC